GUGCUUGGAUGCUUCCCUCUCCCGCAUAUGUGUCUAGUCCUACAGUAAAGCAACUGAUACGGCGGCAAGGCGGCAGGUAAAAUCGGGGUUUAGUGCCGCUGCGAGAUGGCUGGACAGCAGUUUCAGUACGACGACAGUGGCAACACCUUUUUCUAUUUCCUCACGUCAUUUGUGGGACUAAUAGUCAUCCCAGCCACCUAUUACCUCUGGCCCCGGGAUCAGAAUGCGGAGCAAUUGCGGUUGAAGAGUUUACGGAGAGUUCAUGGAAGAUGUCUGUGGUAUCGCCUUCGGCUUAUGAAAUCACAACAGAGCAUUGUUCCAACACUUAAAAAAGCAGCCCUGUUGUUUGGGUGGGCAGUAUUUCUUUUCCUGGCCUAUAAGGUGUCUAAAUUAGAUCGCGAGUACCAGGAGUAUAACCCCUAUGAGGUCCUCAACUUGGACGCGGGGGCAUCUGUUGCUGAGAUUAAGAAGCAGUACAGAGUUCUGUCUCUAAAACACCAUCCUGAUAAAGGUGGAGAUGAGGCCAUGUUCAUGAAGCUGGCUAAAGCUUACUCAGCUUUGACAAAUGAGGAAUCACGGAAAAACUGGGAGACCUAUGGCAACCCUGAUGGCCCAAGAGUGACGAGUUUUGGAAUCGCUCUUCCUGCGUGGAUUGUUGACCAGAAAAACUCCAUGCUGGUGCUGCUGGUCUAUGGGUUGGCUUUUAUGGUCAUCCUUCCAGUGGUUGUGGGCACAUGGUGGUACCGUUCCAUUCGCUACAGCGGUGAUCAGAUCCUGAUCAACACAACUCAGCUUUUUAUGCACUUUAUGUACAAAACGCCUACAAUGAACAUGAAACGAUUGGUGAUGGUGUUGACGGCAGCGUUUGAGUUUGAUCCUCGUAGUAACAAAGAGGCCAUUAUAAGACCAACAGACAACAUAGAAGUUCCUCAGUUGAUUCGGGAGCUGGGGAAUAUUAAUGUUAAGAAGAAGGAGCCUCCAUUCUGCUAUCCCUACAGCCUGAAGGCUCGAGUCUUAUUACUUACACACCUUGCCAGGAUGGAUGUUUCUGAGAACAUAGAGGAGGAUCAAAGGUUUGUGGUGAAGAAGGGCCCUGCUUUACUACAGGAAAUGAUCAAUGUUGGCUGUCAACUCACUAUGAUGGCAACCAGUAGAGGAGGACUCCGGGCCCCCAGGCUGACGUCCAUAGAGAACUGCAUGAAACUGUCUCAGAUGGUGGUUCAAGGACUGCAGGAGGCCAAAUCUCCUUUCUUGCAGCUGCCCCAUUUUGAAGAGGAGCACCUCCGAUACUGUAUCUGUAAAAAGUAUAAGGUGCGGACGUUGCAAGAUCUUGUCAGUCUGAAAGACUCGGACAGGAGAAACAUGCUGAGAUUCCUUGGGGAUGAGAAGUAUGAUGAGGUCAUGGCGGUCCUCGGGAGCUUCCCCUCUAUCAACAUGGAAACUAAACUUCAAGUCUUGGACGAUGAAGAUAGCAAUAACAUCACAGCAGGAUCCAUUGUCACAGUUACAGUUACCUUGACAAGGAAGAGAAUGUCUGAGAUGUUCGAGAAAGAGGAGAAUGCACCUCUACCUACAGAGGAAGCUAAUACAGAGGAGCAAGGUGAUGCCAAAAACAAAACAAAAGUUUGGCAAAAUAAGAAUAAAGGAGCUAAAAAAGCUGCCAAGUCCAAAAAGAAGAAACUGACUAAGAAGAAACCAGUCCCCCAACAGCAAGCAAAAGGAGACAAGGCCAAACAGGCCAAUGGCAAUGUGGCAGGAAAUGAAGUUGCUGCAUCAAAAGAGGAAGAGGACGAUCUCUCUGAUAAAGGCAGUGAAUCGGACGAAGCAGAGGGAAAUAAGGACUCGCCUAGCGAGAGAGAUGAGGAGAGUGACACUGAGAUGGACGAGAUUGCCGGAGAUGAUGAGGAGGAAUGGGAGGCCCUACAACAGAGCAUUCAGCGUCGUGAAAGGGCGCUAUUGGAGACCAAGUCUAAGGUCACACACCCUGUCUACAGCCUGUACUUUCCUGAGGAGAAACAGGAGUGGUGGUGGCUCUACAUCGCAGAUAGGAAAGAGCAGACACUGGUGUCUAUGCCCAAUCAUGUGUGCACACUCAAAGACACCGAGGAGGUUGAACUGAAAUUCCCCGCUCCAUCCAAAACUGGAAACUAUCAAUAUUCUGUGAUUCUCAGAUCAGAUUCAUUCAUGGGAUUAGAUCAGGUCAAGCCACUCAAGCUGGAGGUUCAUGAGGCGAAGGCCAUGAUGGAUAACCACCCGCAGUGGGAUAUCCCAGAAACUGAGGAAGAAGAGGAUGACCCAGAGGACAGUGAUGGCAUUGAGGAGUCUGAGGAAGAUGAAGAAGACAACGACUAAUCCAGUCAUUUCAUGCAAACUUGAGCACAGCUCAUACACCCAUGUGCACACACACACACACACACACACACAUACACACACACCCACACCCACAUAGCCCCAGACCGUUGCCGUCUUCUGGGCCGCCACAGACCGGAGGCAAACAGGAGACAAGGACGUUGACGCCCCCUCUUCCUGUUUAAAACCCUCAUGAAUCACAAAUCUGUCUGAACCGUUUAUUUUGCCAAUCAAAACAAGACUUAAGGAACUGUCGGUUAUCUUUCCCUGCGUUCAUCCAGUCGUUAUCGGUGGGAUGUCACAGUGGUUAUGUGUGGGGUCCAGCUGUGUUUCAUAUUCCUCUCCACUUGACGAAAAACAUGUCUGACCAGCCAAUGCGUCGGAAAAAAUAAAAACCAGAGUACCGCUGAAAAAUCACACACCUCAUGACUGUCAUUUUUCAAUUUUAUGUCCAUUUAUGCUUCAAGGGUGUUUUCUACCUUAUCAUUUUGUAGUUAGAUAUCAAAUUGACCAGGUGUUUUCACUUUUACGAGGCUGUGUGAAGUGAGCACAAGGACUUGGUGCGAUCAGAGCUGCUUGAGCGAGAGUUAUGGGCGAAGGAGCCGCACAGCUGUGGGUUGCAUCUCAAAUUGUCUUCAUCGUCCUGAAGUGUGGAAAUCCAAUACAUUUAUAAAUCUCACCUAUCUUAACUACUUCCAGCUUCUCAUCACGAGCGCAGGUUGUCUCAGCCUCACAAAAAUGACUGCAGACAUUCCACAGCCAGGUCUACUGUUUAGUCCUGAUUUAACCUUUAAUGUUGCUUUACCUAUAACUAUUGUUCCGCUCUUUCACAAAUAAGCAGGUAGAUAUCAGACUGAUUUCUUGCCUCUGUGUAUUAACAUGGCCUCAUUUUUUUUUUUUUUUUUUUAACUCCCUCUAGGACAAUUUAAGUUUUUGAAUAUUGAUUGAACUGGAAACCUAAAAUUCCCCACUGUUGCUGACUGCAGUUGUUACAAAGAGUCUGUGUUUCUAGCGUGAAUGUACACAAGCACAGGUCUUUUCCCAUCAAUCUGUUUGCCAUAGGGCUUUGAAAGACAGGUGGGUGGAAUUAAACCCAAAAUAAAUGAUCAAAUGACAUAUAGGACUUUUGGCUUCCCAUAGAUCUGUAUUCCUCAUCUAUCGAUAGGUUACCUUGAUUUAUUUUUUUAUAUAUAUAUGUUUUACAUUCCACUCUCGUCAAAUAUGAAUGCCUUAUUCAAUGUAUACAAUUUGUAGUGGCCACAAAUAUUGCAAAUGGUUUGUGAUGCAAAAACACCAAUAUAAGUGAUGGGAAUAAUCGAGGGUCAGUGUUUAUUUCUGUAAGUUGUGGAGGGAUGGCAACAGGGCUGAAAAUUAAGGGUAUAUUUUAUUAUUUUUGUUCCAUUUCAAUGUUAUUUUUGCGCCAGUGGAAGGUCUGACAGCGUAUUGGAAGUGCUGAUUUAGUGGUUGUGAAAAUAUUAGUCUGGUCUUUUUAUUUAUCAAUCAGUGGGAGAGGUGACUGAUAUGAAAUUUUUUGAAAUGUAGAAAUGCGUAUGAAAUGAUAAUCUU
Messenger RNA from Pimephales promelas (fathead minnow), 3915 nucleotides. RefSeq names its product SEC63 homolog, protein translocation regulator (gene sec63). Gene Ontology annotation, molecular function: transmembrane protein transporter activity; RNA binding. The record is from RefSeq and is a predicted model, not a curated record. Gene Ontology annotation, cellular component: Sec62/Sec63 complex. NCBI's taxonomy places the organism in Eukaryota, Metazoa, Chordata, Actinopteri, Cypriniformes, Leuciscidae. Gene Ontology annotation, biological process: SRP-dependent cotranslational protein targeting to membrane; post-translational protein targeting to endoplasmic reticulum membrane.